Molecule: messenger RNA, 1010 nt
Organism: Babjeviella inositovora NRRL Y-12698
Lineage: Eukaryota; Fungi; Ascomycota; Pichiomycetes; Serinales
Gene: RIB3
Product: 3,4-dihydroxy-2-butanone-4-phosphate synthase
Exons: 2
Coding region: 54-674 (206 amino acids)
Biological process (GO): aerobic respiration; riboflavin biosynthetic process
Cellular component (GO): mitochondrial intermembrane space; cytosol
Molecular function (GO): 3,4-dihydroxy-2-butanone-4-phosphate synthase activity
Source: RefSeq, a predicted model, not a curated record
GCCUUGAAAAGCCUAUCGCUAUAUUAAUAUCCACUUUUAUACCUACAAACCCAAUGAGCACAUCCGUUUUUACCCCGAUCCCAGAAGCCUUGGAAGCCUUCAAAAACGGUGAGUUCUUGAUUGUCAUGGACGACGAGGACCGCGAAAACGAGGGUGACUUGAUUGUCGCGGCCGAAAACAUCACCACAGCCCAGAUGGCCUUCCUUGUCCGUCACUCCUCCGGGUACAUCUGCGCUCCAUUAUCCACCGAGAGAGCCGACUUGUUGGAUCUCCCCUUCAUGAUGGACCAGACCUUGCAAAACGACAGACACAGCACUGCGUACACAAUUACGGUUGAUGUCAAGGAGGGCACCACCACGGGGAUCUCCGCCGCCGACAGAGCCUUAACGUGUCGCAGAUUGGGCCACUUGGGAGCAAAGCCCACUGAUUUCUUGAGGCCCGGCCACAUCGUGCCCUUGAGGGCGGUUCCAGGGUUGUUAAAGACCAGAGUCGGCCAUACCGAGGCUGCUGUCCAAUUGUGUGAGUUGACCGGCCAGAAUCUGGCCGCUGUUAUCUGUGAGUUGGUCAGGGACGAGGAUGGCUUGAUGAAGAGAUUGCCGGAUUGCGUCUCUUUCGGGAAGGAGUUCGGCAUCAAGUUGAUUAACAUCAAGCAGUUGGUCGAGCACAUCAAAUAGCGGAAUACGUGCGCUAAUGUAUAUUCACAUAUUGCUAAGGCUUGGUGUAGGAUCUAUCACAGCUGUUAGGAAUGUAAAAGGACCAAAGCAUGUGUAAUUGACUCGGCCGAGCAACCCCUGGGGAAACUUGAAAUUUUUGGAUACGCUAGACUUGACCUUCAGUUAAGCAGGAUUAGCUCUGUUGGACAGGGUCUAUACCUUAGUUAAGGAUAGCUUACGUGUGGCGUGUAACUCUUUUUCGUCUCUUCACGCUUUAAACUGGGAUUUGCAAGUGAUUCAGGUAGAAUAAAUGUCAAAUUAGGUGGGUUGACCGUGGUAUAUAAACCGGAACUAAAC